CAGCUGACUGCCUGAUUAAAAAACUGGUUCUUUCGAAGGAGUACCAGCUUGACCUACAGACAAUAUAUAUUUAUCGAAUCAAAGUGUUCAAAGAAGUUAAUGAACAUGUGCUGAUCAUCGAGGAAAUAAGUACAGGGAGCUACCAAGAUGUUCUCCCUUAGACAAUUGUUUCCAAUGCAUCAGGCAGCCAGGUCUAUGAGAAGGUCAGUCCUGGGAUUCCAUCACCCCCAGAAAUGGCGGCAGCUAUUCCUCCAACAACAGGCUGGUAUUCGCUUUAUAUCCUCAGAGGUUAGCAGUGAUACAGAGCUCAACAAGAAUGGAUUAUCUGGAAAUACAGAGACUCUAUCAAAAAUGAAUAAUGAGGAUUUAGUCAGGAAGGAAAUGGCAACAGCCAGUGAAACUGAAAAGGAUUUGUCAGAAAUGAAUUUAAGCACACAGACAUCUAACACUUUCCCUUGCAUUUCACGCAUUCUUGAAAGCAACAAUGCAGGGGGGAAAACAGAGGCACAGGAAAUAUACAAUGCUGUUUUAAAGGCAAGUAACACUGGAGAAAAACAUGAGAUUCUUAAGGUUUUCAUUAAUACAAUGGAAUCUGUUAUUUUGAAACAUGAUAUGAAAAGUUCCAAAGAUGUACAGGCACUUUUGUGUUGUAAAGAAAUGAAACAGCUGCUUUCAAACAUUUUAGAGUCGCUCUCAUUGUACAGUGAACAUGAACUAGUGAACAUCUUGACUUGUCAAAUGGAUUUUAGAUUUUUAAGUCGCAAACAAGAAGGAGUUCUUUGGGGGAAUUUACUCAGUCAAAUAAACAGACUGAGUAUUUCAAGUUUAAUUAGGGUUUAUGAUGCAUCUAGCAAAAGCAUAGCAUGUCCUGGUGCUAGAGAAAUUAUUGUCAGAAACAUUUGUAGACGUUGGAUGGAAAUUGAGAAAGGAAAUGAAAUUGUGUCGGUGAUGAAUAUAAUAUUCAAAAAAAGUGAAUGGACUUCUGACACUUCCAUGUUAGAUCGUUUGGAAGAAAAAGCUCUUCAGAAAGCAGAGACUCUACGUGCUGAUGAAAUCCGACAAGUUUUGGUCAUUUUAGCUAAAGAACGAAGGAGAAAUUUGCCUUUGAUCAAAGCUUUGGUUUACUGUAUCAAAAAAAACAUGACUGAUAGUAUUCCGUUAAGUUCUGUUGCAUCGAUUUUAACAAGUUUAAGUAGACUGAAUUUUCAGGACCCAGCUUUGCUGGGUUUGUUGUCUGACCACGUUUCCAAAAUGGCAGAGGAAUUAGGAGACAACUGGACCAGCAAGGAUUUUAAAAACCUCUCGGCUAUUCUUGUCUCCUGUGCACAUUUGAGGUGGCUUAAACCUUCUGUGGAAAAAGUACUUUUGUCACAUUUCCAUGACUUUCAAAAUCAUCUGAACCAAGCUCAGCUGUGCCAUGCGAUCUGUAGCAUGAGUAAGCUGCAGAGUUUCACGAGCAGUGACAAAGAUGCUGUGAUGAAAAUGGUGGAAUUGUUGAGCACUGCUAAUGUCAGGGAAGCCAGCCCUGUUUUAUGGAUGAAUCUGGCACUGGCUCUUGGAUGGAGCGAUUUCUCUUCAGAAGUUGUGCUGACCUCUGUGCUUCAGCAGGAUUUUGUAAAUAUCAUUCAAGAUAAGUUUCCUGCCAUGACACCAGGCCUCAGACAGUUAGAAUAUGAGGCAACACUUGCAUUUCCUAAUUUCCAAGGACCAAAGCUCAAUAUUAGAAGCUUCAGACCAGAGAAGACUUCAAAGAAUGAACCUAUGGUAGAAGAUGUUAUAGAAAUCACUCGUGUUCUUGAUCGUGAAAUGGAGGAUGGUGUCCAAACACGUGUCAGGACCCCUCAGGGAUAUGAAAUAGAUGCCUUGGUGUUAGCUGACAAUACAGGGAAAGUCAUUCCAUUCUCAAGUACAAAGGGAUCCAAUGCUCACAAAGUGGCCAUCAAGGUAUUGAGGUACCAAAAUGUGAUACAGCCCGGGAUGAAGCCCACAGGAGACAUCAAUAUGUGUAUCAGGCACCUCAAAUCUCUAGGCUAUAAAGUUGUCUUGAUACCUUACUAUUCCUGGAAGAAGGUGGCUGGCAGCUCAUCUAAAUUAAUGUUUCUGACUAAAGCCAUUUCAGACAGUAUAAGACAAUGACUGAUAUAAAUUAUUUGUAAUCGUUUUAUCCUGCUCAAUGUCUUAUAAUAUAUAAAUAAAGAUGGUUUUAUCAAAA
Messenger RNA from Ostrea edulis (European flat oyster), 2212 nucleotides. RefSeq names its product FAST kinase domain-containing protein 4-like. The transcript has 7 exons. The coding region runs from base 148 to 2136 and encodes 662 amino acids. NCBI's taxonomy places the organism in Eukaryota, Metazoa, Mollusca, Bivalvia, Ostreida, Ostreidae. The record is from RefSeq and is a predicted model, not a curated record.